AUGAGACUCCGCACUCUCCUUCCCGCCGCCUUGCUAGCAGCUACCGCAUAUGCCAUCGACGACCCCUCUGUAGCAGACCCCUCCUCCUCUCCUGAGCCGACGCCUGUUGGUGCCCUGUGGACAGCUUCCUGGGAUUCCACAACUUUAACCCCCUUCACCCUCCACUGCCGCACCACCACAACCUACACAGUCCCCAUUUACACUCUCGCCCAACUCUACCCAGAUCUCAAAGACUUCGCUCCGCAGCUCAAAGUAUUCUACAACAAGCAACUAUACGCCGGCUCGUGGGGCGGCAUUGAUGUGCAUGGCGUGGGGCGUGAGUUGAUCAAGAUGGAAAUGAAGAAUGUCCCCUUUAAAGUGCGCGAGUGGCUGAAGAAGAAUGGAACGCAGAGGCAUUUUAGUGUGCAGGAUGACCAAGUGUUUUUUGCACCAGGCGCAAUCUAUCCCAUUUUGCCGCUUUGGGUCGAUGAUGGAAGUGCUGAUAAAAGUAGUGAUUGUAAAGGCGUUUUUGACGAUUUGGAAAAGUACUCGAACGAGCCGAGGGAUGGGGCAGUUAUUGGGAAAGUGCAGCAUACGAACACCGACGAUAAGGAGGUCAAAUUCACUGUUGAAGCGAUGUUGGUGAAGAAGAAGGUCGGGGAGGGUGAGGAGGCAAGGGAUGAAUUGUAG
This is a messenger RNA of Plenodomus lingam JN3, 669 nucleotides long. RefSeq lists its product as uncharacterized. The record is from RefSeq and is a predicted model, not a curated record. Lineage: Eukaryota; Fungi; Ascomycota; Dothideomycetes; Pleosporales; Leptosphaeriaceae.